GCUAAUCAGCGCUCCAGCCAAUCAGCUCCAGCCAAUAAGUGGCUCCAGCCAAUCAGCGAGCAACCAGUCAGUGCUCCUGCCAAUCAGGUGUGACCCUCCCCUGGUCUGGGGGCCUCACAGUGCGCCACCUGGGGCAGUUUCACCAGGGCGAGCAUCUGUGUAGUCCCCAGGCUUCUGUUACCCCAGGAAACGGUUCUGCCCACCUGCCAACCAGCUGUGCUGUUGGAGGAUCGCUGCGCAACCUGUCAGAAAGGGGCCUGCUGGUUGGUUGCUUUUUGAAAGCAAACGCUUGUGUGGCGUUUGAUUGGCUCUGGCCUUGUGUUUUUGAAGGGAAGAGAGCUUGAAGAACUGGGAGAUCACCUGGCUGUCCCGACACGGGGAAGACAUGAUUGUGACUCCGUUUGCGCAGGUCCUGGCCAGCCUGCGCACGGUGAGGACCAAUUUCGCCAUGCUGACGCACCUGCAGGAUCGCGUCGCCAACAGGAGGUCGUGUGGCAGCAGCGCCCCCUCCAUGUGCAAGCAGAGCCUGCAGGAGGAGCCGGGGCAGAAGCUGUCCAUGGAGACGCUGGAGGAGCUGGACUGGUGUCUGGAUCAGCUGGAGACCCUGCAGACCCGCCACUCAGUCGGCGAGAUGGCCUCCAAUAAGUUUAAAAGGAUGCUGAACCGCGAGCUAACGCAGCUGUCCGAGACAAGCCGCUCGGGGAACCAGGUGUCAGAGUUCAUCUCCAGCACCUUCUUAGAUAAGCAGCAUGACAUGGAGAUCCUGUCCCCGCCGCCCAAGGAGAAGACAAAAUGGCCGAUGUCCCAGAUCAGCGGCGUGCACAAAUCCAACCCCGUCCCCGCCCCCUCCAGCAUACCCCGAUUUGGGGUCACCACGGAGCAGGAGGGUUCGCUGGCUAAGGAGCUGGAAGACGUCAACCGAUGGGGUGUGGACAUUUUCAAGAUAGCGGAAUAUUCCGGAAACCGGCCGCUAACGGUGGCGAUGUACGCCAUUUUCCAGGAGAGGGAGCUGCUCAAAUGCUUCAAAAUCCCCGCUGACACCUUCAUCACCUUCACCAUGACGUUGGAGGAUCAUUACCACGGCGACGUGGCCUACCACAACAGCAUCCACGCAGCGGACGUGAUACAGUCCACCCACGUCCUGCUGUCCACCCCGGCACUAGAGGCAGUCUUCACUGACCUGGAGAUCCUGGCGGCUCUGUUCGCCAGCGCCAUCCACGACGUGGACCACCCCGGCGUCUCCAACCAGUUCCUCAUCAACACCAACUCAGAGCUUGCUCUCAUGUACAAUGACUCCUCCGUCCUGGAGAAUCACCACCUGGCUGUGGGGUUCAAGCUCCUGCAGGAGGAGAACUGUGACAUCUUCCGGAACCUCAGCAAGAAACAGUGGCAGUCCCUGCGCAAGAUGGUGAUCGACAUGGUCUUGGCCACAGACAUGUCCAAACAUAUGAACCUGCUGGCUGACCUGAAGACCAUGGUGGAGACCAAAAAAGUGACCAGUCUAGGGGUGCUACUGCUGGACAACUACUCCGACCGCAUACAGGUCCUGCAGAACAUGGUGCACUGCGCGGACCUGAGCAACCCCACCAAGCCGCUGCAGCUGUACCGCCAGUGGACCGACCGCAUCAUGGAGGAGUUCUUCAGCCAGGGCGACCGCGAGCGCGACCGCGGCAUGGAGAUCAGCCCCAUGUGCGACAGGCACAACGCCUCGGUCGAGAAGAGCCAGGUGGGGUUUAUAGACUACAUUGUGCACCCCCUGUGGGAGACAUGGGCGGACCUGGUGCACCCCGACGCCCAGGACAUCCUGGACACUCUGGAGGACAACCGGGAGUGGUACCAGAGCAUGAUCCCCCACAGCCCGGUCAGCAUGUCCGAGGGGCAGGACCAGGGCGUGGCGGGGGGCGGGGCCAGCGUGGGCGUUGGCCUGGCUCCUGGGGAAAAGUUCCAGUUCCAGCUGACCCUGGAGGAGGAGGAGGGGGAGGAGGUGGAGUCAGAGUGCCAGAUCCCACCCCAGGGUGAGGGGGAGGGGCAUGACACCAGGUGGGCGGAGUCAUCCAGGCUCUGCCAGCCAUUGGGCCGCUCCCAUCAUGCCCUGGUUUUUGGGCCCGCCCACAGGACGUUGGUCCUGACCUCAAAGGUGGACGAUAUGCCCGACUCUGAGGAUGAGGAGGGAGAAGCAGAUGAGGAAGAGGAGGUAGACACUACACGUCAUCAGCAGAACACGUAGCAGCAGCCCCAGGCCAGCUGUGUGUGUGUGUGUGUGUGCGUGUGCGUGUGCGUGUGCGUGUGCGUGUGCGUGUGCGUGUGCGUGUGUGUGUGCGU
Messenger RNA from Anguilla anguilla (European eel), 2322 nucleotides. Its product is annotated as cAMP-specific 3',5'-cyclic phosphodiesterase 4C-like. The transcript is spliced from 14 exons. Bases 386 to 2227 code for a protein of 613 amino acids. Gene Ontology annotation, biological process: signal transduction. The record is from RefSeq and is a predicted model, not a curated record. Lineage: Eukaryota; Metazoa; Chordata; Actinopteri; Anguilliformes; Anguillidae. Gene Ontology annotation, molecular function: 3',5'-cyclic-AMP phosphodiesterase activity. Gene Ontology annotation, cellular component: cytosol; perinuclear region of cytoplasm; nucleus.